Messenger RNA from Selaginella moellendorffii, 1289 nucleotides. Its product is annotated as (3S,6E)-nerolidol synthase-like. The transcript is spliced from 2 exons. Lineage: Eukaryota; Viridiplantae; Streptophyta; Lycopodiopsida; Selaginellales; Selaginellaceae. The coding region runs from base 43 to 1149 and encodes 368 amino acids. The record is from RefSeq and is a predicted model, not a curated record.
UUUCUUGUGGCAGCAAACGCUCUUGGGCAGAGGAGCAAAGAAAUGGAGGCCACUUUGAUCUCCAAAUUCUCCACUGUCACGCACUUCGAGCUUCCGCGGCUUCCCAACAACAUCCCAUUCGCCUACCACCCGCAAUCCGCGACGAUCAGUGCCCAGAUCGACGAGUGGAUGCUUCGCAAGAUGAAGAUCACUGACCAGAGUGCGAGGAAGAAGAUGAUCCACUCCAAGAUCGGACUGUACGCCUGUAUGAUGCAUCCCAAUGCCGAGAGGGAGAAGCUCGUCCUGGCCGGUAAGAAUCUCUGGGCCCUCCUCCUCAUCGACGAUUUGCUCGAAUCCAGCAGCAAGGAAGAGAUGCCUCGGCUCAACACCACCAUCUCCAACCUUGGCAGUGGAAAUUCCAGGGAUGGAGCUAUCCGGAAUCCUGUGCUGCUUCUGUAUGAAGAAGUUCUGGGAGAGCUUCGAGCUGCCAUGGAGCCACCUUUGCUGGACCGCUACUUGCACUGCCUGGCAGCUUCACUCGAAGGCGUCCGGAAGCAAGUCCACCACCGAACCAAGAAGAGCGUCCCUGGACCGGAAGAAUAUAAGCUCACCCGUCGUGCCAAUGGAUUCAUGGACAUUCUCGGGGGCAUCAUGACCGAGUUCUGUAUGGGAAUCCGCCUCAACCAAGCUCAAAUCCAGUCUCCAACCUUCCGGGAGCUCCUCAACUCUGUGUCUGAUUACGUCAUUCUCGUCAAUGACCUGCUGUCCUUCCGGAAGGAGUUUUACGGUGGCGACUAUCACCACAACUGGAUCUCGGUUCUCUCGUUCCAUGGCCCCCCCGGGAUCAGCUUUCAGGAUGUGAUUGACCAGCUGUGUGAGAUGAUCCAAGCAGAAGAGCACUCAAUCCUGGCCUUGCAGAAGAAGAUUGCCGACGAAGAAGAUAGCGACUCGGAGCUGACGAAGUUUGCAAGUGAGCUUGCAAUGGUUGCUUCCGGGAGCCUCGUGUGGUCGUAUCUCUCUGGCCGCUACCAUGGCUAUGAUAAUCCACUGAUCACUGGGGAGAUUUUCAGUGGAACAUGGCUGCUGCAUCCCGUGGCCACCGUCGUCUUACCAUCCAUCAAGGCUCGAGAUACAUUGCUGGGGCUCAAAGUUCCGGUUCGACUACCUUGAAGGCCCUGGUAUGAUCCUGCGUUGCUCCUCCAGCAUUCCUACGCUACCAUAGAUGUUAGCCAUGAGGGCAAACGCUGGGGUGUGGCUGGGAUUUAUCUUGAGCAGCGACUCAAAAGCAUAUCUUCCGGUUUUUCACGUCU